GAGGAACCUGAGCUCACAAUGAGGGAGGUGGAGGCUUAAAUCACUUCCUGGAAUUCUGGACCCUGGAAACUGGCACAGGUUGGAGACUACACAUUGGCUCUGGCCACAGAUGGGGUUCCCCACGAGCCCAUGGGGCCUCCUCAGUCAUUUCCUGACUUUCCACCUCCUCCGGCUGGGAUCAGCGGAGUUCAGAGUGGUGGGACCAGGCCGACCUCUCCUUGCCACCAUGGGGCAGGACGUCGUGCUGCCGUGUCACUUGUCCCCAGAGGUGGACGCUCAGAGGUUGGAGAUCAGGUGGAUCCGGUACCUGGUCUCUGAAACGGUGCACCUCUACCAACACGGAGCAGACCAGUAUGGUGAGCAGAUGAAGGAAUAUGCUGGAAGGACAGAGUUGGCCAGAGAUGGUCUCUCCCGUGGGAGCCUGGACUUGCGAAUCUCUGGGUUGAGACCCUCUGAUGAUGGCCAGUACGUCUGCACUGUGCAAGAUGCUGCCUCUUAUGGAGAAGCUGUGGUGGAGCUGAAGGUGGCAGCCAUGGGCUCUGUCCCUCUCCUCUCUCUGGAGGCUUACGAGGACGGAGGCAUCCGGGUGGUGUGUCGAUCGGCCGGCUGGUACCCAACACCGGAGAUGCUGUGGAAGGAUGGCAGUGGACAGCAUCUCCCCUCAGUCUCCCUGAGACGUUCCCCGGAUGAGAGGGGCCUCUUUGAGAUCCAAGAUGUCAUCAUUGUGAGCGGGAAGGGAGAUGGGAAGGUGUCGUGCAUGGUGAGGAACAGCCGCCUGGAGCAGGAGCAGGCGUCGUCCCUGCACAUCUCAGCUCCCUUUUUCCACAAUGCCCGUCCCUGGAUGGCAGCUCUGGGUGUGCUCCUCGUGCUUUCAGUGGUGUCCGCUGCCCUCAGUGCUUACCUCUUUCGAAGGAAAGCGGAGUUCAGAGUGGUGGGACCAGGCCGACCUCUCCUUGCCACCAUGGGGCAGGACGUCGUGCUGCCGUGUCACUUGUCCCCAGAGGUGGACGCUCAGAGGUUGGAGAUCAGGUGGAUCCGGUACCUGGUCUCUGAAACGGUGCACCCCUACCAACACGGAGCAGACCAGUAUGAUGAGCAGAUGGAGGAAUACAUUGGAAGGACAGAGUUGGCCAGAGAUGGUCUCUCCCGUGGGAGCCUGGACUUGCGAAUCUCUGGGUUGAGACCCUCUGAUGAUGGCCAGUACGUCUGCACUGUGCAAGAUGCUGCCUCUUAUGGAGAAGCUGUGGUGCAGCUGAAGGUGGCAGCCAUGGGCUCUGUCCCUCUCCUCUCUCUGGAGGCUUACGAGGACGGAGGCAUCCGGGUGGUGUGUCGAUCGGCCGGCUGGUACCCAACACCGGAGAUGCUGUGGAAGGAUGGCAGUGGACAGCAUCUCCCCUCAGUCUCCCUGAGACGUUCCCCGGAUGAGAGGGGCCUCUUUGAGAUCCAAGAUGUCAUCAUUGUGAGCGGGAAGGGAGAUGGGAAGGUGUCGUGCAUGGUGAGGAACAGCCGCCUGGAGCAGGAGCAGGCGUCGUCCCUGCACAUCUCAGCUCCCUUUUUCCACAAUGCCCGUCCCUGGAUGGCAGCUCUGGGUGUGCUCCUCGUGCUUUCAGUGGUGUCCGCUGCCCUCAGUGCUUACCUCUUUCGAAGGAAAGUGGUGCUGUCCCGAGUGCUGGGGAAACGAGGUGCAGAACUGGAGGAACAAAGUGCACUCUUGGAGCAACGAGAUGCAGCACUGAAGCAACGAGAUGCAGCACUGGGGGAACAAGCUGCACUUUUGGAAGAACAAGAUGCAGCACUGAGGCAACAAGCUGCACUUUUGGAGCAACGAGAUGCAGCACUGAAGCAACGAGAUGCAGCACUGGGGCAACAAGCUGCACUUUUGGAGCAACGAGAUGCAGCACUGAGGAAUCGAGAAGCAAAAUUGGAGCAACGACCUGCAGCACCGGGCAUGGGGAACCUGGGUCCAAACAUGUCUGAUCCUGAACCUCGGAUGAAGUCUAUGAAACAUGCAAGAAGGGAAAGGAUACAGAAGAACCUGCCUUACCACAAGAAAUUUAGUUCUAAUUACUGAUUGCUGGGCUGGGAGGGGUGCUGGAAUGGGAGGCACUGCUGGAAGGUGGAGGGGGAGGUGGGAGGUGAUUCGCGGUGGGCUGUUGGGUUGGCCACAGAGUUUCUGGAGCGGAAGGGGUCUCUGAACCCAAAGCCUGAGGAGAGAUCUGUGCUGUUAGGCACAGGAAAGGCCAGUUCAUGGCUCCCACCUCUACUCCCAUCCCCCUGUCCCAGUCCGUGCUCCCCAGGAAGAUUUGGGUCUUACUGGAGUGGGCUUGGGGGCUGGUGACUUUUCCUCAAUACCGACACUGGGAUCGAGAUCUUCACUUUCCCACCAGCCUCGUUCCACAGGGAGACCCUGCACCCCUGGUUUUGAGUGGAGACAAGGAAAACCCAGCUGUGCCUCAGCGACAGCACCUCCUACAUGUUCUCCUCCCCUUCCACCGUCUCAGUAGCCUCCAGCAACCCCGGCCCUUCUCCAGAGACUCCUCGCUCUUCUCUCCUGGAUCCUGCAGGAGAUGUGCCUCUCUUUGCCCCAGCCGUAGGAGAAGAUGGGGAGUGAGGGGCAGGCACAUGGGCUGCUGUGGGGUCUCUGAGCAGCCGGGGGUGUCCUCAUUUCAGCUUGGAUGGAGUUAUUUUUCUUUCUAGUAACUGCUGAUGUUUGGAUUUAGUGUGAGAAUGCCAUUGGUCACAAAUAUAUUUAUACGUGGCUGAGAAAUGUUCACUUCAGUCCAGAACUUUUCCAGCUUUCCCUCGCAGCUGAGAGGGAGCACGGCCAGGAUGAGGCAUCCAAAGGGAUAUUCCACCCCACAGACAUCCUGCUCGGGACAGAGACAGAGGCUGCCGGGGGCCUGGGACCCUCCCGCUGUGCUGGGGAUGGGCUGGGGAAUCAGUCCUCAGGUGCUGAGGGCAAAUGCUCUUGUAUCCCUUUAUUUUGUAUAUUUUGUUACAAUUAAGAAAGAUA
This is a messenger RNA of Calidris pugnax (ruff), 3013 nucleotides long. Its product is annotated as butyrophilin-like protein 2. The record is from RefSeq and is a predicted model, not a curated record. Lineage: Eukaryota; Metazoa; Chordata; Aves; Charadriiformes; Scolopacidae. The transcript is spliced from 23 exons. Bases 110 to 2071 code for a protein of 653 amino acids.